AUAAAAGAGGUUUUUGACUAUUUAAAUCAUUGGCGAAGGGUAUGAGAUGGUAAAGAUGUAUAAUGAAGAGGUGCGAAGGUCUAGGAGGACGCGCCAACAGCGCAAGAUGUUCUCUGGACUUGAAACAGGAGAGAUAUUGGAAGAUAUAAGUGGAAGUGAAUUGGAGUCGAAUGAAGGAGAAGUAUUGAUUGAGGAUGAAUAUACAGAGUCAGAAGAAGUGGAACGACAUAGUAAUGGGAGGGUUAAUAAGCGUAUUAAAGAAAGAACGAAGAAUUCACGAAAGAUGAGGGAUGAAAUAGAAGGAGUUAAAUUGAAACGGGUAUUACGGUUAGAAGAGAGGCAAGAAGAAGGGAAUUCGUUGUUUGAAGCUCUUAUAGAUUAUGAGGCAUCAUUGGAGGCAUUAGUUUUAGAUUGGAUAGAUACGUAUGAACGGGAUGCACAACAGGGAUUAGUAGAGUUAAUUAAUUGUAUAUUAAAGUGUUGUGGAUGUGGUCAAAUGAUUAAUAUAGAUCAUCUGGCGGACCAAGAUUCGGUUACAGACACAUUAUAUGAAAUACAAGAAGCAUCACGUGUGAAUUUGAUGCGAGAUUAUCCUAUUAUUUCUAAAUCAAAUAUGUAUAAGGGGUUUAAAAAACGAUUAAUUGAUUUUGUGCAUCGGUGGAUAGAUCAAGUAUCAUUGCGAGAACAUCUAUACAAUAGUCCGGAAUUAAUGGAACAGAUUCAAGCAUGGGUAAUUGCAAUGUCAAGUUCUACGUUUCGUUCGUUUAGACAUACGAGUACGUUAAUUAGCUUGGCAAUGGUUACAUCAUUAUCUGGUGUUCUUAAUAGAGUAACUAAGGAGGAACAAAUUGCUAAUAAACAGUAUGAAACGGAAAAAAAGAGACGUUCAAAUGAGGAGCGAAUGAAAAUUGUUAAAACUAGGAUUAGUACAUUUGGAAAACAAAUAGAAUUUCUAAAAACUACAAUUAAUGAUUUUUUUGAUAGUGUAUUUGUUCACCGAUAUCGUGAUAUAGAUCCUAAAAUUCGUUGUGAUUGUGUCCAUGAACUUGGUCUUUGGAUGAUUAAAUUGCCUAGUAUAUUCUUUGAUGGUAUAUAUCUUCGAUAUUUAGGAUGGGUUCUUUCAGAUAUAAGUCCAUUGACUCGUCUGGAAGUUGUGAAGACUUUAUCUAAACUUUAUUCUAAUAAUGAAUUUAUUGCUGGACUUAGACAUUUUACAGAAAGAUUUAAACCUAGACUUAUAGAAAUGGCAUUGCAUGAAGUAGAUUCAAAUAUUCGCUGUUCGUCUAUUACUUUAUUAAAUGGAGUACGACUUUGUGGGUUUUUAGAAGACGAUGAAAUUGAUUUAAUUUGUACUCUUCUUUUUGAUACUGAUUCUAGAAUAAGAAAAAGAGUAUCACCUUUUUUCCUUGCUAAAGUUGAGGAAUUAUUUGAAAAUAAAAUACAGGAAUUAGGCGAUCCUACAUUAAAAUGUAAAAUUGGUACUGAAAAUGGUGAUUCUGAACUGAAUAAACCUUUAUGGAUAAAAUAUAAAGUUAUUGCUGAGCUUUUGAUUCAAUUGGAUGAAACAGCUGACGAUGUUAAUUCCUCUAAUAAGGAAAAUAUAUUUGUUAAGGAUUUUAAUAAUACAGACUAUCUUGAUAUUGCAUCUGAUUUGAAACCUCAAAAUAGAAUACAUAUGGUUUCAAUGGCAAUAUGCUCUGAUAUCGAAGAAUUAAAGAAUUGGGAAUCAUUGGCAGAGUAUUUGUUACACGAUCAUGUAGCUGUUUCUUCAAAACUUGACUCCUCAAAAGAACCUAAACAUAGAUUUUAUCAAAUAUGUGCUCCAACUGAAAAGGAGGAAAAUGUGCUUUUGCAGGUUCUUUAUGUUUGUGUUUAUCUUGAUAUUUUUUCUCCAGAUUAUGAUAUAAAAUCAAAAAAAAAGUUAUUUUCGCAGAUUAAAGAUGAACAUGAAGAAAGUGUUUCAAGAAUUUUACUUGGAUUGGUUCCAUCUUUAUUAAAAAAGUUCAAUUUCUCAGCAGAUGCCUCUGUAUCUAUUUUGCGUUUAGAACAGUUAAUAAAGUUAAGUGUUUAUCAGAAUUUUCGUCAAAAUAAAACAUAUGAAAAUUUGUUGGAUUUAAUUGGAAAGCAAUUUAUGAAACAUCCUAAUAAUUUAGUCAUGAAAGAAGCUAUUUCUUCUUUACUUAAAGCUCAGCAGUUUGAUGAGUUUUCUUCAAUAACUCAGGAAAAAAUUGUUGAAAUCCAGGAAGAGGCUGUUAAUCAAUUAAAAAACAUCAAAUCCAAUAGGGAUUUAAAAACUGCACAUCUCUCAACUAAAAUGAUUGAGAAUCUUACUAUUGCAAUUAAGAGAUUAGAUUAUAUAUCUUCAAUUUCAGAUUGUAUAAAGGUUUUUGAAACUGAUUCUUUUAAGGUUUCUUUAACUUUACUUGAACUUGUGGAAAGAAUAAUAUCAUUUGAUGAUAGCGAAUUAGAGAUGAUUAUAAGUUCUCUGAGAACAUUGAAGUGGUUAUAUCUAUGGAAAGUAAAGCAUCUUAUUGAUCAUAAGGAUAAUAUAUCAUCUAAAGAACUUAAUGCGAUAAUUGCUGAUCGCGAUAAGCUUUUUGAUAAGUUUUACCCUAUAAUAGAAAAUAAAAAAUAUUAUAGAAUUGGAUAUUAUGCUGUGUCUUUCUUAAUAGAUUUGUAUGUAAUUUUUUUUAAUCUUAAAACGAUAAAUACAAAGCAAAUCUUUGAUGAGACUAUUUUUAUUAUACCUGAAAAAAUGCAGAAUAUUAUUAUAUUAUUACUUAAUCAUUAUAUAAAGCAAUAUACUAAAGUUAAUGAUUCUAGAGGCGUUAAAUUUUUAAUUGAUGAAGAAACGGAUCAUGAACUUGAGGAUAAUAGCGAUGAAAAAACACCUUUGGUUUUAGAAAAAUUUAUGUGUGAAAUUACAGGAAAAGUCGUAUUAGCAAUUUUAAAUGGCGCAAUGAGCAAUAAAUAUAUUCCAUAUCUUAUAGGAAAUAGAGAUAAAUUAGGAUUAAGUUACAAUCAUAUAGUAUCUGAGCUUGAUAUAUUAGAGACAAAUGAAAAAAAUACCGAAAAAAAUUAAAAAUAAUCAUGAUUGAUAGAUAUAUACAUAUAUAUUAUAUAUAUA
Molecule: messenger RNA, 3127 nt
Organism: Pneumocystis carinii B80
Lineage: Eukaryota; Fungi; Ascomycota; Pneumocystomycetes; Pneumocystales; Pneumocystaceae
Exons: 13
Coding region: 47-3082 (1011 amino acids)
Biological process (GO): sister chromatid cohesion
Cellular component (GO): cohesin complex; nucleus; chromatin
Molecular function (GO): chromatin binding
Source: RefSeq, a predicted model, not a curated record